This is a messenger RNA of Carassius auratus (goldfish), 2398 nucleotides long. RefSeq names its product alpha-1A adrenergic receptor-like. The transcript is spliced from 2 exons. NCBI's taxonomy places the organism in Eukaryota, Metazoa, Chordata, Actinopteri, Cypriniformes, Cyprinidae. The record is from RefSeq and is a predicted model, not a curated record. Gene Ontology annotation, cellular component: plasma membrane. The coding region runs from base 1 to 591 and encodes 196 amino acids. Gene Ontology annotation, biological process: adenylate cyclase-activating adrenergic receptor signaling pathway; phospholipase C-activating G protein-coupled receptor signaling pathway; positive regulation of cytosolic calcium ion concentration. Gene Ontology annotation, molecular function: alpha1-adrenergic receptor activity.
AUGCAGGGGUUUCUGUCUCCUCGUAUCUCCUGCGUCGUUUGGCAGAAGAACAGCUCGUCCUCCGAAGGUUCCAUCUUCCCGGAGUACAAACCCUCAGACACAGUUUUCAAGAUCACGUUUUGGCUGGGCUAUUUCAACAGCUGCAUCAACCCCAUCAUCUACCCCUGCUCCAGUCAGGAGUUUAAGAAAGCCUUCCUGAGCGUGUUGGGCGCCCGCUGCCUCCGCAAGAGAUCCACGCCGUCCCACGCGAUCUACCAGAGCCACAGUCACCGGCACGGCCAGCUUCAGAUCCUCGGCCUGACGAGCCGAGACAACCCGUCCCGCCUGAGCCCGUCCUCCUCCAUCGCUCUGUCCCGCAGCCCGUCCUCCCGGGACGGCCGGGAAUGGCAGGCCCCUUCCCACACAUCAUCGGUGGGGGCGACCGGGGUCAGCGUGGGAGCGAAAGUGGCGGGAAUGUGUGGUAAAAACCUGCUGAGGACAUGCUGCUGUGUGAGAAUGGAUCCUCCGCAGCCCGAAACGCCCGCACAGAACUCGCUUCCCGUCAUCAAAAUCCACCAGCUCUCGCUGUGUGAGGACGGGGAUGCGGUGUGAAGGAGCACGCUGGGGAAAUCACUCCACACACGCUGGCUGUGAUGCCACUUUGCCAGCUGACAGGGCCUUAGACUUGAGAACACAAACUGAUGAAGAAAAGCGAGCUUUCGAUUGAAACGAUCAGCGAUGGGAACAUUGAAAGCUGCUGCAACAGUGUUGAUGCUUCAUAAAGGCACGGAUCAGCUUUACAUGAAAUCUCUGUCUUUUUUUAUUCACUAUCAUGUUGUUCUAAACCUGUCAAUGAACUGAAAUGCAAAGGAGAUUUUGCAGCUUCAACAGAGGGGAGUGCAUUAAUGUUAUUUCUGUAAAUCUCAUUUGGAGCAGUUUGAACCUUCAGACAAAGUAUAUAGUAGAUAUAAAACAGUUAAUUUGUGUAUUUUUUUGUUAUGCAUCAUAUUUUCUACAUCUGGCAUUUAUGGCUUAUAUAGUAUGUUAUAGAAAAAUAUGGAGCUCAUACUCGAGGUGAAAAAAAAAAAACAAUUUUAUUCAGAGGCCCAAGCUGAGCAAAAACGUGCAAUUCAUGUGCAAGUCACUUUAUCUCCCGAUGUCUUAGUAAGAUGAUAUUUUAAUGCAUUGGUUUAUGAUCAAAGCUCUUUAAUUUCAAAACAUAUAAUGCAAUGCAAUACAAUGAUGAUUGAGAGAUUUUUAAGAGCCUGAUGAUCAUAUUUGAUACUCACAAUUCAACAUGAUUAAAAGAAAAAUGAUGUAUGGAUAAUAAAGUAAGCCCAUACUUCAGUGUUCUUCUUGAAAUAUUACUAAAAAUACAAAAGCUUUUCUUAUAUUUACUUCCCAGAAAUCAGAACAGAUUUCAGAACAAAAAGCUAAUUUCAUGAGCUGAAAGAGGAUAUUUGUAUUAUUUUACUGAAUAAAAGUCUAAACCAUCAGAUAGAUGACCGAAGGCAUGUAGCAGAGUGUGUACAAGGUUUUCAGCAGCUUUGAUCAUGUUGAUCAUAAUAUAUUACUGUAUGCUUUAGGGUUAACUGACUAUUCAUCAGACAAAUCAAUCACAUUCUUCAGAAGGUGUUGAAUAUAACACACAAAAAUAGACUAUUUUAUGUUGCUUCUAUUGUAUUUUUUGAGCUUGAUAAACACAGUUGCUGUGACCUCUCACUGUUUUAUGUUUUUAGGUUUGGAAUAACAUGAAGUGUGAACAAAUAAUGACAGAAAUGUAAUUUUUUUAAUGAACUAUUACUUUAAAAGGAGGAUGUUUGCUUGGACAUUAUAGUGGACAUCAUUCUGCAUGGAUAUGUGAUGAUAAAUAUACCAGCAUUUGUUUUGUUUUUUUAAUUGACAGCAGUUUUAUUCUAACAUGUCUAAUGAGUGGUAUAUUAUAUAUGAGUGAAACUUCUAUUUUUGGCUGUUUGUUCUCCAGUUCAUAUCUUCUUCAUUCAGUCCUCAGAAAUUGCACUACAGUUAAUGGGCAUGGGCUGUUUGCAUUGAGUAUGAUUCAAAAACCCAUCUCGCCUGAUGAUUAAUCGUGGAACUGGGUAUUGAUCGUAUAAGUGUCUUUGUGAUAAUCCUGCUUUGGUCGCCUUAUCUGUGUGUAAAAAAAUGAUUCCACAUCAACAUCAGAUACAGCUUUCCGUGUGUUUCACUGUGGGACCAACCAUGUCCCUUCCCAUAAGUUGUGUUCUCAUUACUAUGACCUCAGAAAUACACAAAUUUCCUUGUGAUAUUGAUACUUGACCAUAACAAAGAAUAUGUGGCUUAAAUGCCUUCUAACAAGUGGCACUUUGUUAUUGUGUUUCUUUCUCAAAUGAAAGAAAACCAAAUGAUUCCAAAACAGAAAUACCCAAUAAAAAAAUGA